GGUCUGGAAGAGAUAGGAACACUGGACAGUUUGAUGGUGUCCACUAUUGACUUUGCAGAUAUCACUACAUUGGUGACAGAUAGUCACCUUCCCCAAUUCUUCAACUUCCUCACCAGUUUAGAUCAAUACCAAGAUACAACAGCAACUCAAUCCAAAGACUCCACAGUCAUCUGGAGGGAUCAGACCCAAGAAAACUCCAGAGUCACCAUUGGGUCCUCUGAUCAUGUGAGAAAGAAAGACCAUGAAGCCUCUGAGUUGAUUGAUGGANCUCCUCAGGNNAAAAUCCCAAANUGGNAUCUAGUAGAGGAAGAAGGGGCUAUGGCCAGUUUNGGGGUCAGUGACANGGCUAUUGACAACAUGGCAAAGGACUUGGAGGGCAAAGCUCCCAAAAUGUCACCCAUCAGGCCCAGCAGAGCUAGGGGAAAAGGGCAAGACAAGACCACAUGGACCAGAGAAAAUAAUUCCAAGAAAACAGAGGAGCUCAAGAAGUCAAGGAACAGAGUCAAAGCUGAAGAGCCCACCAUCCUGAAGACCAAGAUAAAGAGGGAUCUACCUGAGCUCAGCCACAACAGCUUUAAAAAGCCUAGAACUCACCUUGGCACGCACAUGCUGGAGUCUGUGCAGGUCUUCUACCCUCUGGGGAAAAAGAGUGAGAAGAAACCUGCCACCACUUCUUCCCAGGCUCUGGGAACUUUUAGCAGCAACAAAUAUCCUGGGCCAGGCCCAGCCACAACAGUACUACAGGAUAUGCCACAUGAGUGCCAGGGCCCUGACAAAACUCCAGGCAAGGUUCAGAGAGCAGAGAGCAGUGCUCUCAAGGAGUGUCCAUCUCAGUCUCAGUAUGAGCUGCCCCCAGCUGGGAAGGUCAGGUUAGUACCUCUGCCUUUCCCAACCCAGGANCANCCUCAAGCCAGACCUGUUUNNAGAAAGCCCCUCGAUNUGGCUUCAUACAGGCCCACUACAGCUUACUCUGAGAGGUGUCAUUUUCACUCGGCUCAGCUUACCACACUAAAGCCAUCACAACCACCUUCUAUCAGCAAAUCUUUGAUGGCUUCUGCCAAGCCAGCUAUGCCAAUUUCUUCCAGUGCCACACAAUCGAAUGUAACCAAUAUCACCCACAGUAGCACUGUGCCUCAAUCAGGCACCUUGAGGCCUACAUCCUAU
Messenger RNA from Mus caroli (Ryukyu mouse), 1164 nucleotides. NCBI's taxonomy places the organism in Eukaryota, Metazoa, Chordata, Mammalia, Rodentia, Muridae. The record is from RefSeq and is a predicted model, not a curated record.